Molecule: messenger RNA, 1126 nt
Organism: Anneissia japonica
Lineage: Eukaryota; Metazoa; Echinodermata; Crinoidea; Comatulida; Comatulidae
Exons: 6
Coding region: 5-1126 (373 amino acids)
Source: RefSeq, a predicted model, not a curated record
CUUGAUGUCAAGCCUUCGUUCACAAAGCAUUAUAAUAAUGUCGGUCACUGUUAAAGGAAUGUUCUCAUAUCUUAAAGAGAGAGGAGUGAUUAAAGAUCACAAUGAUGAAACUAAUGAGCCUCUUUCUAAUGAACAUGUAGAAGAAAACAUAAGCAAUUCCAAGUGGUUAAGACGAAGAAAACCAACAAGAGAAAUGAUUGACAGACUUAGACGUGGUAGAUGUGUAAGGGAACAUGCUCCUGUUCGAGGAGAAUCUGUCCGAACAGAGAUUAUGAGUGCAUCAAUGGAUUCUAUCCUAGAGUAUGACUCUAGUACCGCUAGUGAAGACGGUGCCAAUACCUCCAAUAUAAGCAAUGAUGUUGCAGUACAAUAUGGACUUAAUGAAGAUGUUGAAAUGGAGGAUGCAGGUGACGUGGAGGGCAAUCAAUUGCUGAGAAAUAAAGGCGACAUACAGAUCACAAGACCUAAUACCAGUGCAUCAAUGGAUUCCAUUCAAGAGUGCCAAAGUAAUAGCACUGAUGACAAUGAUAGUGUUGAGCCAAUGGAAAUUGACGAGGAUAAUGAAAACGAACAUGAAAUGGUGCAAAAUGAUGUAGUUCCCCAGAUAGAUGAAAACAAUGCAAACAGGAAAAAGAAAAAUGUCCUUCCGCCUUGCCCAGCAUUGUGCAAAAAGAAAUGCACAGAAAAAAUAAUCAAAGACCAAAGGGAAGGAAUUAACCAAGAAUAUUGGAUGUUGUCUAAGGAGCAACAACGAGUAUGGCUCCUAAGCUAUGCUGAGGCAACUGUUCCAAAACGCACCAACCCAAAUGCUACCAACCCACGGAAACACACAUACACAUAUUCGCUGAUGAGUGAAGAUUAUGGAAAUGUACAGGUAUGCAGAUCAUUUUUCCUCACGACAUUGGGAUUCAAGUCCACUAGCAAUUGUGUCAUAACAUGGCUUUUUAAGUUAAUCGCUGAGCAAGGGACAGGGGUAUAUGCUCCUAAAGAUGGACGAGGCCGACACGGAAACCAUGCACACAAGCUUUCAGAUGAAAAGAAAAAAGUCAUAAAAGACCAUAUAAUGUCCACCAUCCAUGCAUUUCACAUUAUCGUAGGGAACAUGCACCAAACAGACUUUACUUAA